Messenger RNA from Capsicum annuum, 558 nucleotides. Its product is annotated as probable aquaporin PIP1-5. Gene Ontology annotation, biological process: response to water deprivation; transmembrane transport. NCBI's taxonomy places the organism in Eukaryota, Viridiplantae, Streptophyta, Magnoliopsida, Solanales, Solanaceae. The transcript is spliced from 4 exons. Bases 1 to 558 code for a protein of 185 amino acids. Gene Ontology annotation, cellular component: plasmodesma; plasma membrane; vacuole. Gene Ontology annotation, molecular function: water channel activity. The record is from RefSeq and is a predicted model, not a curated record.
AUGAAGCUUUGUGCAACUUCCCCAUCUUCUCCUUCCUUGGUCAACUUAGGUGUUGUUAAGCCUUUCCUGGAAAACUUUAGUAGCUAUCCAGUUGCUGGUCUUACCUUGGGAAUUGUCCCUAUCCAGGGCAGUGUUCUACAUUGUGAUGCAAUGUCUUGGUGCAAUUUGUGUGCUGGUGUUAUCAAAGGGUUCCAGCCAUCUUUGUUUGAGAUUAAGGAGGGAGGUGCCAAUGAUGUCAUCCGUGGUUACACCAAGGGAGAUGGCCUUGGUGCUGAGAUUAUUGGUACUUCUGUUCUUGUCUACGGUGUCUUAUGCGCUGCUGAUGCCAAGAGAAAUGCCAGACUCCCAUGUCCCUUUGAGCUAAUUGUGUAUACUAACUCAUGGUUGUGUUUUUGUAGAUUUUGGCAGUGUUUUUGGUUCUCUUGGCCACCAUCGUUUAUCAUAGGCAUUGGCAUUAACCCUGCUGGAAACCUAGGUGAUGCCAUUGUCUACAACGAUGAACAUGCGUGGGAUGGCCAUAAUUUUAAGAGAACCUGCUUGUCUGCUGUGUUUUGCUGA